Necator americanus (New World hookworm) is the source of this 4401-nucleotide messenger RNA. RefSeq lists its product as uncharacterized. The coding region runs from base 1 to 4401 and encodes 1466 amino acids. Gene Ontology annotation, cellular component: nucleus; mRNA cleavage and polyadenylation specificity factor complex. NCBI's taxonomy places the organism in Eukaryota, Metazoa, Nematoda, Chromadorea, Rhabditida, Ancylostomatidae. The transcript has 38 exons. Gene Ontology annotation, molecular function: nucleic acid binding; protein binding. The record is from RefSeq and is a predicted model, not a curated record.
AUGAUCUUCUCAUCGAAACUCGUACUCCUGAGUCCCUCAGAUCAUCUUCCUUUAAUCAUUACUUCAUCGUCUUUGUAUGGAACUGCUCCGAAACUUUUCACCUUAAGAUUCAAAAUGUAUUCUUAUCUGAACGAAAAAGACGACUCGACCACCGUAAACUUCAGUGCAUAUGGGAGGUUUUUGCCAGGAAGAGGAAGUCAGCUCCUAACAGUUGGUGCUAAGCAUCUUCGGUUAUUUCGUACUAAUCCUUAUACCCUGAUACCUCCAAGAGACGCAUCUGAAGAGUGGAAGCAGAAAACAAAACUGGAAUGCGUGUAUAGCUGCCGAUUUAUGUCACCAAUUCAGUCAUUUGCAAAGGCUAAGCUUCCAGGUUAUCCAAGCUGCGAAGCACUGCUUCUUGCUUUUGAAGGGUGUAAUGUAUCUGUUGUUGCUGUUGAUCCUGAGGAUCGGGCGCUCAGUACCAUUUCGUUGCAUAGCUUCUCUUCUGAGUUCAAACGUGACGGUUUCACUCACCAUUGUCACGAACCGAUCGUUAGGACUGAUCCGGCAAGUAGGUGUGGGGCUGUUGUCGUUUACGACAGGGUGCUUGGGAUCCUUCCCUUCGACGGCGAUUUUAUAAAUAGCUUCUCGAUCCCGCUAUCUGAAAUCGACCAUCGCCUUGAAAACAUUGUUGACAUUAUCUUUCUUGAUGGUUAUUAUGAGCCUACGUUGUUGUUUUUAUACGAACCUCAUCAAACAACGGCAGGAAGAGCGUCUGUGCGAUAUGAUACUAUGCAUCUGCUAGGAGUUUCUGUGAAUGUAUUUGAUGAGCAAGUUGCGAUUGUCUGGCAAGUUGGAAGUCUACCCAUGGAUUGCAAUAGGUUAGUUGCCAUUCCGAAGCCAAUGGGAGGUGUUCUUGUAGUCGGAUCAAAUGAGAUUAUCUAUUUGAAUCAGUCCGUUCCUCCUUGUGGAAUCAGUCUGAACAGCUGUUACGACAAUUUCACUAAGUUCCCUUUGAAGGACAUGAAACACAUGUCUAUGACAUUAGACGCUGGUGCGGCAGAGUGGAUUGGUGAUAAUCAUGUAGCAUUAGGCACAAUGGAUGGAAGAUUGUUCGUACUUACUUUGAUCACUGAUUCUUCGGAAACUGUUCGAUCAUUGGAGUUAGAACACGUUUUCGAUACGUCCAUUGCAUACUGCAUGAGUCUUUGUACACCUGGUCGACUUUUUAUUGGUUCACGUCUUGGUGAUUCUCAGCUCUUGGAAUUCUUCGUGGUAAAGCAAGAUAAAGUGGAAGAAGGUCCGCCAGAACCUAAAAAAUGUCGAAUUGAGAAUAUAGAGGCAGAUGACGACGAUCUUGAGCUGUAUGGGGAGCAAAUCAUUGAGCAAGUGGUCACCGUUGAGUCUAAAGUGAAGGAAAAGCUAGUAUUUCGUGAACUUGAUCGCUUAACUAAUAUUGGUCCAGUGAAGGCGAUCACAGCUGGGAAUGCUCAUGGAAUCAGUCCAAUUCUUCUGGAGCAGGAAAGAACUGAUCCAAUUUUUGACAUUGUGACCGCCUCAGGGCAUACAGUUAACGGCUCUCUUUGCGUGCUUCAAAGAACUGUUCGACCAGAUGUCAUUACAAGCAGCUUUUUACAAGAUGCACAGCAGCUGUGGGCAGUUGGUAGAAGAGAAGACGACUCACAUAAAUAUCUUAUCGUCUCUAGGACUCGUUCCUCGUUAAUUCUUGAACUAGGCGAAGACAUGGUCGAGUUAGAAGAACCACUUUUUCUUUCUGAUGAACCUACAGUAGCUGCUGGAGAACUCGCAGAUGGAGGUCUCGCCGUGCAGGUAACAUCUCUUCGUGUGGCUCUGGUCGCUGAAGAGAAACAGCUACAACAAAUAGACUUGGACUCCAAUUUCCCUGUCGUUGCUGCUUCCAUAGUUGACCCCUAUGUUGCGCUGCUCACUCAAAAUGGACGACUGAUGCUGUUCCACCUUGUGAUGAAUCCGAACGUGCAUCUCAGGGAAGUCGAUAUAUCAAAUAGCGCCUUCGCGGAAAAGACUAUUCACCAUCGUGCUCCUCUUACUGCAUUGUCGAUAUAUCGAGAUAUGAGUGGUCUAAUGGUUUGUUCUCAAGAUGCCGACGUUGACGCUCUUGUAGACGGAAGGAAGUUCAGCAGACCUAAAAAGAGAGCGUCUGUACGUCGGAGUGUUGUGGAUUCCGUUGAACUUGAUUUAUACGGCGAAGAAGCGGUAGCUCCGGCUAGCGCCAUUGUUGAUGAAGACGAACUACUUUAUGGUGAAAGUGGAGUAGACAAAAAAGAUGAGGGUUUUCGAAAAAGGAGAAGAAUGGCUGAGAUAACCAGUGUUACAACUGGGUGUGAGGAAUCGGACGCGAUCGAUCCUAACACUGUGGAGCCCACUUAUUGGCUUAUUUUGGCUCGAGAUAGCGGUAAGAUUGUGGUCCAUUCCUUGCCGGAUAUGUCAAUAGUAUACCAGUUCCUAAAAUUUGGGUUGAUGCCGGAAAUCAUAACUGAUCUCAUGCCGGAGGAGGAAGAGAAAGACAAGAAGGAGCAAGAAGCUCGAGCGGAACAGUUUGAGAACUCUUCGAUCCAAUUUCGUCCUAACGAAAGAGUUGUUGAGCUACAGAUUGUUGGUUUGGGCAUAAAUCAGGGACAUCCAAUAUUGAUGGCGGUCAUUGACGAUCAAGUUAUAGCGUAUGAAAUGUACAAAUGGAGGAACCCAUUGCGAGAACACUUAGCAAUUGGUUUCCGUCGUCUUGCCAUGACUGUAACGAUUAGAUCUACACCAUUUAUGGGGCAUGAUGGACGAAGAGCGGAGGUAGAAGUUGGCAGAGAAAUUGAGCAGCACCGUGUCAUAAUUCACCCUUUCGAACGUGUUUGUGGAAUAGUGAACGGUGUUAUGCUUUCGGGUGCAUUUCCAUGCUUGGUGCUGGUGGGGGCAUGGGGUGGGCUCCAAUGUCACCCUUUAACGGUUGACGGUCCCCUAUCGGCAUUUACACCAUUCAACAAUCAGAACGUUCCGAACGGCUUCCUUUAUAUUGCCAGGAAUCUGCAGGAGCUGCGUAUCGCAAGACUGCAGAUGGAUUUUGACUAUGAAUUACCUUACCCGUGCAAGAAAGUUCCUGUUGGUGCAACGGUACAUCAUGUUCGGUACAUGAUGAGUAGUCAAGUCUAUGCCGUGACGACAUCUGUUCCAAUGAAGAGCAACAAGAUAUGGGUUGUGGUAAACGAUGACAAACAAGUUGAAACGCACGAGAAAAACAAAAACUUUGUUCUCCCUUCCAUCCCUCAAUACACGCUUAACUUGUAUUCUCCAAUGGACUGGAAACCGGUGCCCAAUACCGAUAUCAAAUUCGAGGAAAUGGAAGUGGUGACAGCGUGUGAAGAGGUCACCUUACGCUCUGAAUCUACUAUCAGUGGUAUGCAACCGUAUCUGUCGGUUGGGACAAUCAACAAUUAUGGUGAAGAGGUACUUGUAAGAGGUCGAAUCAUACUUGCGGAAAUCAUAGACGUUGUGCCGGAACCAGGAAAACCAACAUCAAAACACAAAAUCAAAGUGGUUUACGAUAAAGAACAAAAAGGUCCGGUUACAGCUUUGGCAUCUAUCAAUGGUCUCCUCCUUAGCGGAAUGGCUCAAAAAGUAUUUAUAUGGGGUUUCCGGGACAAUGAUCUGCAGGGUAUUUCUUUCCUGGAUAUGCAUUAUUAUGUGCAUUCUUUGGUUUCUAUGCGCAACCUCGCUAUCGCCUGUGAUAUGCAUGAUUCUAUGUCACUUAUUCGUUUUCAAGAACAGUUCAAAGCUCUAUCAGUCGCAUCACGAGACGACCGACCUGAUGUGCCUUCUCCUAUGGCUGCGCAGUUCCUCGUGGAUAAUAAUCAUUUGGCGUUUUUAAUGUCGGACGAAGCUGGGAACAUUUGCUUGUUCAACUAUAUGCCAGAAACGCAGGAGUCCAACGGUGGAGAAAAGCUCAUACUUCGUGGUAUCCUAAACGUCGGCACAAAUGUGAACGCAUGGCUUAGAGUUAAAGGACACUCAUCCCUAUUUCCUUUGACACCAGCUGAAGCCAAGAUUAUAUCACAGCAGCAAACAUGUAUUUGGGCAUCACUUGACGGUUCUGUCGGUAUUGUCCGACCAAUUUCUGAGAGACAAUUCAGAAGACUACACUUUCUUCAUCAGUGCAUGUCCAACUCUGUCGGACAGCUUGCCGGGUUAAAUCCAAAGGGCGCUCGAGGCGGGAAACCGAUUCGACCGUUGAUUAAUGCGACAAACACCAAAAAUAUGGUAGAUGGGGAACUGGUUGAACAAUUCAUGCAUCUGUCAACAUCCCGAAAACAAGAUUUAGCGAGGAGUCUCGGUGCAAGCAGGUACCACAUUAUGGACGACCUUGUUCAAAUACAACGACUCUCCACUUUCUAUUGA